ACUGCGACAUGCCUUCCUCGAUAGCGAAUGGAAGCAAAGAGCACCACAACAAAUUCGAUGCUCUCUCGCUUCAACUAUCCAGAGCUUCUACGCUGGUCGACCAUCAUCCGGACACAGUUCCACAUGUCCAUUUCGAAGGCCGGGAGUUCUAUGAUCCUCAUGCAACCUGGACACCCGAGGAGGAGUCCAAAGUCAAGAGAAAGACUGAUAUACGGCUUCUCGCCUGGCUGUCGCUCAUGUAUUUUGCCGCACAACUCGAUACCACGAAUAUGUCAAACGCUCUCGCCGAUAACUUUCUACAUGACCUCGGGUUCACUAUGACGGAAUAUGGUAAUGGUACGAUGAUCCACCGGAUCUGUUGGUUGAUUGCGGGACUGCCAUCACAAACGAUCGCCAUGCGCUAUGGAUACCGAUUCAUAUAUCCCGGCUUGAUGUGUGCUUGGGGUGCUGUAGCCUGGACUCAAGCAUGGAUACAAAGCGAAGCUGGAUUCUAUCUGUGCCGAGCGUUGACGGGAUUGCUUGGAGGGGCUUUUGGGCCGCUGACUGUGAUGUGCUUAUCCAAUUUCUAUACUAACAAAGAGUUGGGCUUUCGAAUUGCAAUCUUGGCCUCUGGGAUCAAUGUCGCAAAAGCCUUGUCCUCCUUACUGGCUGCUGGCUUACUUAAUAUGCGAGGAGUGGCUGGCAAGCCAGGCUGGUUCUGGUUGAUCUUGAUCAACGGCUUGCUGAUUUUCAUGAUUGGUCUUGUGGGUUUGUUUUACCUACCCUCGGGACCGACGAGGACUCAAACCGUUCUCUGGAGGAAGCCCUGGUUUUCGAAGAGAGAGCAAAGUAAGCUUUAUGUCAUGUCUGAGGUUCAAGGUGUGCUGAUGUUAAAAGUGAUUAUGGUCAAUAGGCUACUCAGAGACGACAUUUCGAAGGGUAGAAUCGGUACCAAGACGCACAUCAGUAUGCGUGAUAUCUGGAACACCCUAAAAGAUCCAGAGCCCUAUCGCCCAGUAUCUUGUGCUCAACCUGAGGCAACUCGGCUUUUCGAGAUUCAAGAGCAGCGUUUUGACGAUACCUUCGGACCUGCUUCGCGUUGUUACUGUACUCACUCUUACAAGAAGCAUAUGAUACCAACGUGCAUAGAGAUACCCUUGUUCAUGACGUUGUUACUCUUACCUUCGCAUGGCUAUGCUUGGGCCAGAUUUGCCAUCUCCACGCUUAUCAUUGGAGCGCCCAGCGCCCAUCCUCUGAUGGUUUCUUGGAUCAGUUGCAAUAGCUUCGAUCCCAAGAAACGCGGCAUAGCUGUUGCUCUGUUUGGUACCAUCCAAGAACUUGGCAGUGCCGUAGCUGCACAGAUAUACAGAGAACAGGACAAGCCGUACUAUUACACUGGCAACAAAGUUCUCAUAUCGAUAUGCGCAGCAGCUAUAGUGGUCAUAUUGACACACAGAGGAGUGCUGAGAUAUCUCAAUCGCAAAAAGCGAAGGGCUUGGGAGGACAUGAGCGAGGUUGAGCAAAGAGACUAUGACCGAACCAAGGGACAUCGUAUCGGAAACAAGACUCUGACAUUUGCUUUUAGCUAC
Molecule: messenger RNA, 1568 nt
Organism: Aureobasidium uvarum
Lineage: Eukaryota; Fungi; Ascomycota; Dothideomycetes; Dothideales; Saccotheciaceae
Source: the annotation of a GenBank genome assembly